Amyelois transitella is the source of this 2184-nucleotide messenger RNA. It is a transcript of the gene DnaJ-16, whose product is annotated as dnaJ homolog subfamily C member 21. Gene Ontology annotation, cellular component: cytoplasm. The transcript is spliced from 7 exons. Bases 222 to 2036 code for a protein of 604 amino acids. Gene Ontology annotation, molecular function: zinc ion binding; nucleic acid binding. Lineage: Eukaryota; Metazoa; Arthropoda; Insecta; Lepidoptera; Pyralidae. The record is from RefSeq and is a predicted model, not a curated record.
UUCGUGUGGUUGCUGGUCGGUCUUUCUGCAAAUCUUCACAAUAGAUCGAUACUCGUGUACAAUUUUUUAGUUGCUGACUAUGUUGUUAAUGAAAAUGCUUCCAAAUUAAUAUUGCGAUCAUCUUAAAAGUUUCAUUAACUUUUUGGCUGAAAUGUGUUAAGUGUAAUUUAUUAUAACCACGUUUCUUUGCACUGCAUAUUACACAUAGUCUGUAAAAGUGUAUGAUGAAGUGCCAUUACGAAGUGUUAUGUUUGACGAAGGAGGCUAGUGCCUCGGAAAUAAAGAAGGCAUAUCGCAAGCUUGCGUUGCAGUGGCACCCGGACAAAAAUUUGGAUAACUUGCAAGAAGCAAAAGAGCAGUUUCAGCUCGUCCAAAAUGCUUACGAAGUCCUGUCCGAUCCGCAAGAGAGAGCAUGGUAUGACAACCACAGAGAGCAGUUGUUACGAGGUGCUGGCAGCUCUUACAAUGAUGACAGUCUUGAUGUGUACCCAUACUUUAGUCCAUCCUGCUACAAGGGCUUCGGCGAUGAUGCCCCGGGCUUCUAUGGAGUUUAUAGUGAAGUGUUUUCCAAACUUGCUUCAGAGGAGACAGAUUUCCUUGAAGAUCCUGAAGAAGUUUCCAAAAUACCUAAAUUUGGAAACUCAACAACUCCUUAUGAGGAAGUUCAUGAGUUCUAUGCCUAUUGGAUGUCAUUCUCUACCAAUAAGAGCUAUGUCUGGCUAGACCAAUAUGAAAUUCAGCAAGGCGACAACCGCAGAGUCAUCAAGUUGAUGGAGAAGGAAAACAACAAGAUUCGUCAGAAGGCGAGGAAGGAGCGGAACGAAGAGAUCAGAAGGCUCGUCAGUUUCGUCCGCAGGAAGGACAAGAGAGUCAUCGAGCAUACCAAGUUGUUGCAAGAAAAAGCUGAGGAGAAUAAGAAGAAGUCGGAGCAAAUAAGGCGGGAAAGAAUCCGACAAAGGCAGAAAGAGAUAGAAGAAGCAAAGAAAAAGGAGGGUGAGAGCUCAUUUAUGCAAAGUGAUGAUUACCAGAAGAAACUAAGCGAGAUUGAGUCCCUGUUGGCUGAGGAGUUUGGGCUGUCCUCUGAUGAUGAUACUAUCAGUGAGGGAGGUAUGGAGAGCAGCAAUGAAGAGAGUUCCAAGACUGAGGAAGCGAGUGAAGCCUCAAAAGUCACGCCGAAAUCAUCAACAAGGACAAAACAGGCCAUUAAAAAUUUGUAUUGUUCAGCAUGUAACAAGCUAUUCAAAAAUGUGAAAUCCUUCGAGAAUCACGAGAACAGCAAGAAACACAAAGACAAUGUUGCAAACAUGGCAUUGGAGGAUGAUGUUGGAAUAUCAGACAAUGAGGAGAAAGUGGGAGAUAAUGAGGAACCAGCUCAAGUGACUGGUAAAGUGAAUGGGGAAACCGAAGACGAUGGAGAUCCUAUAGAAAAUUCAACAUCUGAUAUUGAAGAUAAUGACAUCAGGGAAACGCUUAGUGAUGACUCUGAUAAGAUACAGGCCCUUCCAAAGAGCCACAAGAAGAAAAAGAAUAAAAAGAAAUCAUUUAUACCAAUGCCUGAAAGUGAGGGCAAUGACAGUCAUGAUGAGAUGAGCUUCAAUGAAAUUGAAGGCCCGUCCCGCAGUAGGAAAGCCAAGAAAUUCAACAUGCUCAAAAGUCAGAUACAGGCAAAGAAGGAAGCCAGUCUAAAGAAAGGAUCACAAUCUCAAACCUCAACAGAGAAUUUGUGUGAGGUAUCUAGCACAACGCCCACAGAUGAUGCAUUAGGUGAAUCAGCAAUUCCAAAAGAUAGGCCUGCUUUGCCAAAAACACAAAGAAAUGUCAAGACUAAGAAAUUAGUGGACAGAAAACCUAUAAGUAAUAAAACAAGUGAGACAGAAGAUUCAAGUACAGCAUUAAACCUUCGAUGUGCAGUUUGCCAAGCAGAUUUUCCAUCAAAAAAUAAACUAUUUGAACAUUUAAAAAUAACAAAACACUCAGUGCCUCUGCCACAGACUAGCUACUCACAGAAUAAGAAAAACAAGCGAGCUAAUAGAUAAAAAUGUGCAAUGAAUUUAGAUAGGAUGGAGUAAUCCAAUGAGAAUCAUCGUGAUUUUCUUUAAAACUCUACAAAAGUGACUCUGUCAGUCUAUUUAUUAAAUUAUUAUGAUCACUGUCAUUAAGAUUAUGCCUAAUAAAUUAAAUGAA